Messenger RNA from Cyprinodon variegatus (sheepshead minnow), 1394 nucleotides. RefSeq names its product gastrula zinc finger protein XlCGF57.1-like. The annotation marks the transcript as partial. Gene Ontology annotation, biological process: regulation of transcription by RNA polymerase II. NCBI's taxonomy places the organism in Eukaryota, Metazoa, Chordata, Actinopteri, Cyprinodontiformes, Cyprinodontidae. Gene Ontology annotation, molecular function: DNA-binding transcription factor activity, RNA polymerase II-specific; RNA polymerase II cis-regulatory region sequence-specific DNA binding. The record is from RefSeq and is a predicted model, not a curated record. The transcript has 2 exons. Gene Ontology annotation, cellular component: nucleus.
UCUUGAGGUACAUAUCUUAGCAAAUAAUGGAAGCUGAUCAGCUUCAGAUGGAGCUCAGUUGUGAACAGUUAACUUUUGCGGAGGAAACCUUCACAGAAACGAAGAAAUCGGUCAUCAAGCAGAAAGAAGAGGUUGAUGAUCAGCGCAGACUGGUGGAUUUCAGCCGGAUUCCCCUCAUCAUCCUGCACCGAAUAGACUCACUACAGCACCCUGUGAAGAAGGAGGAGGAGGUUCUUGCCGACCAACAGAUCUGUGACCAAGAAAGAAACUGUAGUUUCAAACAGGAGGAACCAGGCCCUCUGAAGAUAAAAGAAGAACAUGAUGAUCUAGAAUAUCUGCAUAUUAAAGAAGAAAAGGAUCUGUCCACAAGUCAUGAUGAGGAGCAGAAGGAGUUGAAGCAGGAGAUUCUGAACACUGAACCGAACAGAGACAAGCUGGUCUCUCAAGAUUGUGUUAAAGUGGAGAAUAAGAAUGAGGAAAUAAGCAAUCCUAAAAGCUCAGAAUCAGCAGGAGAAAACGGUUGUCAGGAAACUGUAAAGCAUGAGGAGGGUUUAAAACAAAAUGGAGACGAGAUUCAGAAUCAUGUACUGUAUUUGCAUGAAACGUCAAGUGAAAAUGUUUCUCAAAAUGGUAACGUGUUUAUAAUAAUUACGAAUCAUUCGUUUGAAAAUCCUGUUUCCAGUGUGACCUGUGAACAAAGUUCGAUACCAAAGACCCAGAAUAUAAAUAAGACACCGUUUACCUGUAUCACCUGUGGUAAAAGUUUCACACAAAAAUUUACUUUAACUGAUCACAUUAGAAUUCACACCGGCGAGAAACCUUUUUUGUGCACGAUCUGCGGAAAAGGGUUCAGUCGAAGAAACGUUUUGUCUGAUCAUACAAAAAUUCACACAGGGGAGAAGUCUUUUUCUUGUGUGACCUGUGGAAAAAGCUUCAGUCGAAGUGAUGGUUUAGCUAAACAUGUGAGAAUUCACACAGGUGAGAAGCCAUAUUCAUGUAUAACCUGUGGGAAAAGUUUCACUCAAAAAUGUCAUUUAACUGAUCACAUGAGAAUUCACACGGGUGAGAAACCUUAUUCCUGCAACACCUGUGGAAGAAGUUUCAGUCAUAGAUAUAAUUUAUCUAAUCAUAUGAAGCUUCACACAGGUGAGAAGCCAUUCUCCUGUUUGACCUGUGGUAAACGUUUUGGUCAAAGAUAUAAUUUAUCUAAUCAUAUUAAGAUUCACACGAAUGCAAAGACGUUUCCCUGCGUGGUGUGUGGAAAAAAUUUCAACAAAAAACAACCUUUAUCCAAUCAUAUGAGAAUUCACACAAGUAAGAAACCUUUUUUGUGUUUGACCUGUGGAAAGCGUUUCAGUGUUCAACAAAAAUUAUCCAUUCACCUGAAAAAACAU